Messenger RNA from Hordeum vulgare subsp. vulgare (domesticated barley), 1205 nucleotides. Its product is annotated as bidirectional sugar transporter SWEET16-like. NCBI's taxonomy places the organism in Eukaryota, Viridiplantae, Streptophyta, Magnoliopsida, Poales, Poaceae. Gene Ontology annotation, biological process: carbohydrate transport. Gene Ontology annotation, molecular function: sugar transmembrane transporter activity. Bases 213 to 1022 code for a protein of 269 amino acids. Gene Ontology annotation, cellular component: membrane. The record is from RefSeq and is a predicted model, not a curated record. The transcript is spliced from 6 exons.
GAUCGGGCGGUGGCAUCCUACACAUAUUAUACUCUUGUGCUGCACGAGGCAGCAUCGCCGGCCCAGCUCUGAAUUAAUUCGUAACUGCCUGUCUCUCUCAUCCAACAGCGCGGGCUUGAUCGGGCUGUGCUUUCUCCUCAUUAAGUAGGAUAUGUUCCCUUUUUGUUUGGAGAUCACAUCGUCCUUUAAUUUCGACCUCCUCGUUGAGUUUGAUGCACCUCUUCUUCCUUCUCCCUUCCACCGGGUUUCUCGGCUGGCAGCUGCGCGCCAUGAAUUCCACUCUGUUCAUCAUCGGCGUCAUAGGGAACAUCAUUUCGGUUCUGGUCUUCGUUUCUCCCAUCCCGACGUUCUGGAGGAUCGUGAGGAGCAGGUCGACGGAGGACUUCGAGGCGGCGCCGUACGUGCUCACGCUGCUCAACACGCUGCUAUGGCUCUACUACGGCCUCACCAAGCCCGAUGGCCUGCUUAUCGCCACCGUCAACGGCUUCGGCGCCGUCAUGGAGACCAUCUACGUCGUGCUCUUCCUCGUCUACGCCGCCGACAAUGUCAAAAGGGUUAAAACCGCAAAGUUGGUGGCAGCUCUGGACAUCGGAUUUUUCGGGAUCGUGUUCGUGGCCACAACAUUCGGCAUUGGUGGACUUGACAUGAAAAUCAUAGUCAUUGGAUUGAUUUGUGCUUGCCUUAGCGUGUUCAUGUAUGGGUCCCCACUCGCCGCCGUGAGAACGGUGAUCGCCACGAGGAGCGUGGAGUACAUGCCCUUCUUCCUCUCCUUCUUCCUCUUCCUCAACGGUGGCGUCUGGGCCACGUAUGCCAUACUCGACAGAGAUGUCUUCCUCGGGGUCCCAAAUGGGAUAGGCUGCUUCUUGGGAGGCAUCCAGCUGGUUAUCUACGCGGUGUACAGGAACAGUAAGGUUGGAUGUCAGUCUCCGGACAAUGACGAAGUGGCAUACGAUGCUUCGACAUCUCUUCUGUCUUCUGAUGACCGCAGAUAUGGCCAGAACGAUGUUUCCAUCCGCGUUUAGUGAUUUCGAACGAUGUUCCCAAAUACACCAGCACUAUAGUGAUUGUGUAAAAUUAUGUAAUUUUUCGUAGAGCGAGUGAAGUCAAAGUUUUACCUCCCUACUUGAUAUUUGUAAAGCUGGUUAGUUACCCCAUUUAUCAGUCUUCGUCGGAUUACCCCGUUUAACAAAAGUUUCGCAAGUUUA